Messenger RNA from Durio zibethinus, 1081 nucleotides. RefSeq names its product HMG-Y-related protein B-like. Gene Ontology annotation, molecular function: nucleosomal DNA binding; double-stranded DNA binding. The record is from RefSeq and is a predicted model, not a curated record. Gene Ontology annotation, biological process: regulation of DNA-templated transcription; negative regulation of DNA recombination; nucleosome assembly. NCBI's taxonomy places the organism in Eukaryota, Viridiplantae, Streptophyta, Magnoliopsida, Malvales, Malvaceae. Gene Ontology annotation, cellular component: nucleosome; nucleus; nucleolus.
UCAUCAAACAGUAGCUAAAGCUGUGUUGGCUUUGUGUUUUUGGUUUCUUCGUGAAAAGAUUUUGGAAACCGAAGAAAAGAGAGGUUUUUGUGGGGACAGUGCCUUUGAAGUUCAAAGCAUUGUUGAAGGAAUUAUCUUCUUUUUUUUUUUCCUAUUUUUUCCUUCUUUCUUUGAAAUUUUCUCUUUUUUUUUUUUUUUGCAAAAUUAAUGGCUGCUGAAGAGGUCAAUAAGCCUCCUACUCUUCCUUCUUACCCACAGUUGAUUCUUAAUGCCAUUGAAGCAUUGAACGACAAGAAUGGUUCAAACAAGACUUCAAUAUCCAAAUACAUUGAAUCCAAGUAUGGAGAUUUGCCUGUUGGCCAUACCUCCCUCCUUUCUCACCAUCUUAAUAGAAUGAAAGAAACUGGAGAGCUUAUUUUUUGGAAAAACAAUUACAUGAAAGCUGAUCCCAGUGCCCCACCAAGGCGUGGCCGUGGUAGGCCUCCGAAACCCAAGGUUCCUUUGUCGUCGGCUGUGGUUUUAAGCCCUGCAAGGCCUAGAGGCCGCCCUCCAAAGGACCCCAAUGCUCCCUCUAGAUCCCCAAAGCCUAAGGUGGCUUCUGGGACUGGGAAACCACGUGGAAGGCCGCGGAAGAUGGCGCGGCCGGAAGGAGGAAUAGGUGGGAGUUCCACAACUAUAAUGGCGGCCGCUGUUAGGCGUAGGGGACGUCCUCCUAAGGUGAAGGCUUCGGCAUUGACUGAAGUGAGUGUUGAACAUUAAGAUGAUUUUAACCUUGUAGCGGUUCUUACUGUUUACUUUGUGUUUCUGUGUGUAGAAUUGGCAUGCUGUUUGUUAUUUUGAUAAUUGUAUGUGUUUUAAAUGUUCUUGUAGAAUUUAAUGAUGUAGUUGUCCCUGAGUCUGUCAAAAUUCUCUUAUUAUUAUUUUUUAGAGGAUGAUUAGUGCAAGCGAGUUUAUUUAUGCUGUGAGUGUGCUUGAAUUUUGAAUGUAAUGCUUAUCUAUGCCAUGUGUUUUCUGGCCUAACAUUUGGUUUACUAUUCAACUAAGCUGUUUUUAUUUUGGCAUUAUCUCAUUAUGUUUUGAA